AUGGGUUCGCCGUUGAAGAAGAUCAUGCUAUGCAGUUCGGAAAAGGAGAUUUUCAGUGUGGAAGAACAAGUGAUGGUGCAACAUUCGGUGAUCAUAAACAACAUGAUCGAAGAUGGGUCGUACAACUAUGAAGAGAGCAAGAUUCCAUUGGAUUGCGUUGACUCCAAGACUCUCAAGAAGGUCAUCGAUUAUUGUACAUACCACACUCACCACCACAACGACAACCAAGAAGAUCUUGAGGCUUGGGAUGCUCAAUUUCUCAAUGUUGAUUCUAACGGCCUUUAUGAUUUGUUGAUGGCAGCAAAUUAUCUUGAGAUUAGAAAUCUCUUGGAUCUGAUAUACAGAACUAUAAAAAAUAUGAUAAAGGGAAAGAAAAUAGAUGAGAUACGCAGAAUCUUGAACAUUAAAGAUCAUGGCUUCACUCCUGAAGAGGAAGAACAAAAUCGCAAGGAGUACCCACAUUUUUAUUAG
This is a messenger RNA of Arachis ipaensis, 471 nucleotides long. NCBI's taxonomy places the organism in Eukaryota, Viridiplantae, Streptophyta, Magnoliopsida, Fabales, Fabaceae. The record is from RefSeq and is a predicted model, not a curated record.